This is a messenger RNA of Rotaria sordida, 3696 nucleotides long. The record is from the annotation of a GenBank genome assembly. Lineage: Eukaryota; Metazoa; Rotifera; Eurotatoria; Philodinida; Philodinidae.
AUGGCACAAUAUAAGAUUGCACCAACUGGUUUUACGAAUGUAGAUAUGUCAUCAGCUAAUACACCCGCAUGGACAGUUCCAUCAGAUGGUGUUUCAAAUUCAGAUGUGAAUACGUUAAUGUCAAAUAAUAAUAAAGAUCCACUGAAUUAUAAUGAACAUGCAAAUGCAUCUGCACCUGAUAUAGGCGAAUUACCGCCUAACUAUUUUGAUAUAUCAAUAGUGCCUAAUAGUGCUAUUUUACAUUAUAAUGAAGUUACUCCAUAUACUGAACCAUCCAGAGCAGAAACUGAACGUAAAAAAGAAGGUGUUCUUUCAUUUGAUCCACUUCUUGAUAAAAAUCCUGAUCAAUUAUGGCUUUAUUUUAUGACUUAUCUCAAUGAAAAACCAUGUAUAGCUGUUAAUAUUCAUGGUUAUCAUGUUGAGCAUUAUACAACAUAUGAACACCAUCGGUCAGCCGAUGGUCAGUGUCAUACGCGUGCUGUACAUCAUACUCGUAAUGUAACUGAUUUUAAUUUUACUAUUGAUUUAGCAUCGUAUGUAACACAACAAUGGUGGCGUGUAGCUGUUGUUCCAUCAAAAGAAACGAUUAAAGCUGGUCAAGCUGUUUCAUUUAGAGAUGCUCUUGAACAAUAUACACGUUCAGAAAAAAAUAUUAGAGAAAUUAAAUGUCAAAAACAAUUAGCUGGAUGGAAUUUUCAAGAAUUAAGAGAUAAAAUUCGAGCAUUAAUUUAUUCAACAGGUUAUCGAAAUCAUAUCAGUAUUAGUUUUCCUAUGGAAAAUCAUCGAAUAUUAGCUCGUUCAUCAUCAAAAAUGAGUCGUUUUUCAAAUUCAACAUUAGUUCGUGUUUUAUGUGUUAUUUCAUGUUUAUUUCUUAUCUUUGGUCCUAUUUAUCUAUGUUUACGUGCGGCAGGUUCGACACGUGAUCAAAUUGUAGCGGAUUAUGCCAUGGUAGCACCAAUUGAUACUUUUCUUCAUUUUAACUCUGGUAUGAUUGCUAAUGCAUUUGCUACUGUCAGAUACAAACUUAUUAUCGAUUAUCGUGAUAAAACGAGUAUCAUUAUGGCUGAAAAUGAUAUAGAUAUAAAACGUGGCGGUGGUUAUAUUGGUGCGUUUGGUUCUCGUAUUGAUAUGAUGGCUAAUGAAGUUGUCACUAGUUCUGGUAUUACUACAGUACCAUCAUCUCCUUAUCAUAUAACUCUAAUAACUAAAGAUGAAUUACGUCAAUUAACAACAGAUUUAUCAAAUAAAAUCGAUGAUUUAUAUGAUAAUGCAACAAAAAUCGAUACAAAACAUAUAUUUUCUCUUGGUCUUGGUGGUGAUCCAAAAGGCGUUUGUUGGGUUGUAAUUAUUUGGAAUGCAGGAAAUCUUUUUCGAAGAAAAUAUGGUCUAUCUUAUAAACAAUUUCAUAUAACAUUAAGUAAUAAUGAUGAUCAUUCAAUUGAUAAAAGUCUUUAUUCAUUACGUACAAUAUUUUCAAUUGAAAAUCUUAAUAUAAAUAUAAUUGAUCAUCUUGUUUUAUCAUAUAAUUUAUCUGAACAAUAUGAUCAAGUAUUUAUUUAUGCACGAGAAAUGUGUAAUCGUUUUCCUAAUUCUGAAAAAGGUUGGUUACGUUUAGGUGAUAUUGCACGACGAAAUGAACAAUAUAAGUUAGCAAUGUUAGCUUAUGCACAAACUAUACAUCUUAUUAAUGGACAAGAAAAUGAAAAAAUUCAAGAUUAUUGUUAUAAAAAAAUUUUUCAUUGUGCAUCAAUUUAUACUGAAUGGGAAUGUCUUUUUGGUGAAAAUGAAUUAGAUCAAAUUCCAGAAGAAUUAAAAAUAAAUUUAUUUACACCAUGGACACAAAUAAUUCGACAACGUUUUAUGAACAUUUAUUUAAAUGAACAACCACUAUUUCAUCAAAAUCCACGUGAACAUCUUCUUGUGCCUUUUAUUGAUCCACGACAGACAAAUCAAAAUUUAGAAAUGUUUUCAUUACCACGUUACUUUCGUUGGAUUGUUCCAUUUUUUUUGUCUAUCAUGUCAACUCCACGACAUGAACGUGAUAUUGAUGCUCUUGCAUCUGCUCAUAUUGGUAUUCGACAUAUUAUAACAUUAACAGAAGAAAAACCUUUACCUGAAGAAUGGUUUUUUAAUAAAACAAUUUCACAUACACAUCUUCCUAUUGAAAAUUAUCGAGCACCAACAAUUGAACAAGUUGAUUUAUUUUUUCGUUUAAUUAAUGAUCCAACUAAAACACCGUUAUUAAUUCAUUGUGGUGGUGGAAAAGGUCGAGCUGGUACAAUGAUUGCUUGUUAUUUAGCUAUAUAUGGUUUUCAAACACCAACAGCUCAAGAAUGGACACAACCAUUUAUGUCAGCUGGUGAAGCUAUUGAUAAAUUACGACAAUUAAGACCUGGAAGUAUUGAAACAGAAGAACAAGAACGAUUUAUACAUACAUUUGUUAGUACUGUAUGGAAACGACAAUCACCAUUACCACCAUUACCUACUGAACCUGAAGGAAUACCACUUGAAAUUGAAGGACAAUUAGAUGGAAAUAUUGAUUUAAUAAUGCUUUGUGGUAUACCAGGUUCAGGAAAAUCUUAUGUAGCACAAAUGAUAUUAAAUCGUGAUGAUCGUUGGACAAUUGUUUCACAAGAUGAAACAAGAUCACGUGAUAUAUGUGAACGUGAAUUAAGUCGACCAGGAAAAUAUUCUAAAGCAAUUUUAGAUCGUUGUAAUACAGAUCGUGAAGAUCGUAAACAAUGGCUUGCACUUGCACAUUGGGCACGAAAACCCAUAUGUAUUUAUUUUGAUUAUAAUCCAGAUUUAUGUAUAUCACGUGCACAACAACGUUCCGAUCAUCCAACACUUAUACCUGGUCAACGUGUACGAACAGCUGUUCAAAGUAUGCAAAGACAAAUGGAAAAACCAAAACUUGAUGAAGGAUUUAUUGCUAUAUGUACUAUACGAUCAUUUGAUGCAGCUAAUGAUUUAAUUAAACGAUUAACACCAAUUGGUAUAUUAAAAUUUUUACGUACAGGUCAUAUUAUGAAUUUAGGUGCUGCUACAGCAGAUGAUUUUUUAGUAUCAUUUAAUCAAACAAAUCAUACACCAUAUGUUGUUAUAACAGAAAAAGUUGAUGGUGCUAAUAUGGGUUUUUCAUUAUCAGUAGAUAGAGAAUUACUUGUACAAAAUCGUUCACAUUAUAUAACAUCAACAACACAUGUACAAUUUCGUCCACUUUAUACAUGGAUUGAAACACAUCGUGAAAGUCUUUAUCAUAUUUUAGAUCGUGAUAAUUCAUAUUCAGAACGAUAUAUUCUUUAUGGUGAAUGGCUUGUAGCAACACAUUCAAUACCUUAUACAAGAUUACCUGAUCGAUUUCUUGCUUUUGAUUUAUAUGAUCGUCAAACACAAACAUGGACUGAUCGUGAUAUAUUGGAACGAUUAUUUGAACAAACUAAUUUAAAUUUAGUACCAAUUAUGUAUCGAGGACCAAGACCAGCAGAUAAUAUUUUAAAAGAAAUGGUUCAUUAUCCAUCUCAAUUUUAUGAUGGUCCAGUUGAAGGUAUUUAUAUUAAAGAAGAACAAAAUGGACAAGUUAUUAAUCGUGGUAAAAUAGUACGAAGUGAUUUUACAGCUGGUAUAACUGAACAUUGGGAUAAAGCACCAAUGAAAAAGAAUGGAUUUAUAAUUGAUGGUGAUAAUAUAGACUGA